AGCAAUGCCAAAGGACAUGACUAUAUAUCCUCCUAGACCACCAAUAGUGACCAUUAUGGGGCAUGUCGAUCAUGGAAAGACAACAUUGUUAGAUACUUUACGAAAAUCGUCAGUAGCAGCUGGUGAAGUUGGCGGAAUAACUCAGCACAUUGGCGCUUUUUCUGUUUCAUUGCCAUCACAAAAAACCAUCACAUUUCUUGAUACACCUGGUCAUGCUGCAUUUUCUGCUAUGCGUGCUAGAGGUGCUAACGUAACUGACAUUGUUGUCCUUGUCGUUGCUGCUGAUGAUGGUGUUAUGCCACAAACAUUGGAAGCAAUAAAGCAUGCUAAGAAUGCUGGAGUGCCCAUAAUUGUUGCAAUUAACAAGAUUGAUAAACACGAUGCAGACUCGAGAAAAGUACGCGAUUCACUCAUGAGGCAUGGUAUAGAACUAGAAGAGGUCGGGGGUGACACGCAAUGUGUUGAAAUCUCUGCUUUAACUGGGAAAGGUUUGGAUACGCUAGAAGAAACUAUCAUAACAUUGGCAGAAUUAAAUGAUUACUGUGCUGAGGUUGAUAUUGAAGCAGAAGGUGUUAUUAUUGAAUCACAAAUAGAAAAAGGCAAAGGUAAUGUUGCGACAGUCUUGGUUAAACGUGGAACCUUAAAACAAGGCGAUAUUAUCGUAGCAGGCACUAGUUGGUGUAAAGUUCGAAUGAUGAGCGAUGAUAAAGGUCAAUCGCUUAAGCAAGCACCACCUGGUACUCCUGUGAAGGUCAUGGGUUGGAGAGAAACACCAAGUACUGGUGAUGAAGUCCUUCAGGCUACAGAUGAAGAACUUGCUAAAACUGUGGUUGCCAAUCGACAGAGAAAAAUCGAACGUGAAAAGCAAAUAAAAGAUUUAGAAAUUAUUAAUGAAAAGAGAAGGCAACAAUAUCCUACUAUGCCAUCGCCACCAUCUUCAAAUACGGUAAUAAAGCCAGAUGACGACCAAAUAAAAGAAUUAAGAGUUGUUGUUAAAGGUGAUGUAAGUGGUUCAAUUGAAGCUAUUGUUGAUUCACUAGAUUCUAUUGGGAACGAAGAGGUUCACGUGAGUGUGGUAGAUUUUGGAGUAGGUGAUAUUAGCGAGUCAGAUGUUCAAAUGGCUGCUGCAGCGCAAGGAGCAAUAUUAGGAUUCAAUGUUAAGGUUGACAAAAGAGCGAGUUCUUUAGCUCAAGUAGAACAUGUUGAAAUAAUGUGUUACAAUAUCAUUUAUAAACUUUUGGAUGAUAUAAAAAAUAAGUUAAGUAAAAUGUUACCACCCGUACUGGAAACAGUUGUUUCGGGUGAAGCAACAGUAUUACAGGUUUUUCAAAUCAACGUUAAAAAUAGAGAGUUUAGGCCAGUAGCUGGAUCAUUAGAGUCAUUAAAACAUUUGAAACAAGAUGUUACAGAAGCAAAGAAAGGAUUAGAGUGUGGUAUAUCAUUUGAUGGAUUUACGGACUUUAAAGAAGGAGAUUUAGUUCAGAGUAUAGUUGUAAAGGAAGUACCACGUACUUUGUGA
Molecule: messenger RNA, 1519 nt
Organism: Dentiscutata heterogama
Lineage: Eukaryota; Fungi; Glomeromycota; Glomeromycetes; Diversisporales; Gigasporaceae
Source: the annotation of a GenBank genome assembly